This is a messenger RNA of Aplosporella prunicola CBS 121167, 495 nucleotides long. RefSeq lists its product as uncharacterized. The transcript is spliced from 2 exons. The record is from RefSeq and is a predicted model, not a curated record. Bases 1 to 495 code for a protein of 164 amino acids. NCBI's taxonomy places the organism in Eukaryota, Fungi, Ascomycota, Dothideomycetes, Botryosphaeriales, Aplosporellaceae.
AUGGGCGGCCUGUCGGCUCUCCUCAAGACCGUCUUCGUCCCCCUCGUCGCUGCCGCCCUCCUCUAUCUCGUCGUCACCUACGCCCUCCUCCCCCUGCACCGUCGCUAUGUGCGCAAGUACCAGCACUACCUGCCUCUCUCCUCGCUCGCCCCCGCAUCGCUCGUGCCCGACCCGUCCGCGGGCUCGCUGCGCCAUCGCCUCUCGGCCCUGUUCGACGCCUUCCGCUCCCCGUCCUAUGUGCCCGCCCGCAUCCACGCCGCCCACCCCGUCUACGGCGACGACAGCGACCUUGACCUGACCGACGGCGAGGGAGAGGGCAUGAUCGGCUUCAGCCCCGUCGAUGGCCCGAGGCGCGAGGCGCUGGAGCGGAGCGGCCGAGGUGGGCAUGCCGGCGCAAGUGAGAGGAGGCUUAGUCGAGACCUCGAGGAGGGCUUCAGAGACAGCAGCAGCGACGACGAGGCGCCGCGCGCCAACAUGCUCGGGCGCAUCAGAUGA